Molecule: messenger RNA, 1884 nt
Organism: Pochonia chlamydosporia 170
Lineage: Eukaryota; Fungi; Ascomycota; Sordariomycetes; Hypocreales; Clavicipitaceae
Product: DEAD/DEAH box helicase (Sbp4)
Exons: 2
Coding region: 1-1884 (627 amino acids)
Cellular component (GO): nucleolus
Molecular function (GO): ATP binding; nucleic acid binding; RNA helicase activity
Source: RefSeq, a predicted model, not a curated record
AUGGCUCCUGGAAAGGUCGCUCCCAGACGGGAUCCCAGGGCAUGGGAUGCCCUCACACCGCCGCUCGCGGAAUGGAUAUUGGACGCCGUGUCAACCAUGGGAUUUUCCCGAAUGACGCCCGUCCAAGCCGCCACUAUGCCGCACUUUAUGGGCAACAAGGACGUUGUCGUCGAGGCCGUCACUGGCAGUGGCAAAACCCUAUCCUUCUUAAUACCCAUCGUCCAAAAGAUCUUGCGCCUCCAAGAACCCACCAAGAAACACCACGUUGCUGCCAUCAUCGUCUCGCCCACCAGAGAGCUCGCCGCUCAAAUUCACUCCGUCCUCGUCUCAUUACUAGAAUUCCAUGCGCCGUCUGCAGAAAUACUACCACACCUCAAGGAUGACGAAAAACGACCUGCCACUACAGUCCCUGUGGUUGUGCCCCAACUGCUCGUUGGCGGUACGACUACCACCGCACAAGAUCUCAGUUACUUUCUGCGCCAUAGCCCCAACGUGCUGAUAUCUUCUCCAGGACGACUGGUGGAGCUCUUGUCCUCGCCUCACGUCCACUGCCCGCAGUCUAGCUUUGAAGUGCUCGUCCUUGAUGAGGCGGAUCGAUUGUUAGAUCUGGGGUUCAAACAAGACCUCCAGGGCAUUAUUUCACAUCUGCCGAAGCAGCGACGGACUGGUCUGUUUAGCGCCAGUGUUAGCGAAGCCGUAAGCGAGAUUAUUCGGGUCGGUUUGCGGAACCCCGUCAAGAUUGAAGUCAGAGUCAAGAUGAAGGAUGGCGGGGUGUUGGAAGACAGGAAAACACCUGCCAGUUUACAAAUGACAUAUCUCGUCAAACCUGCGACGCAAAAACUGCCGGCGUUAGGGCAACUGCUCGAGAGACUACCGAUCACACCACAACGAACGAUUGUGUUUUUGUCGACGUGUGCGGCGGUGGACUACUUUCAACAUGUGUUGCCAGGUAUCCUCCCCGCUGGGUUCUCAUUAAUACCACUGCACGGGAAGCACCCCGCAAAGGUGCGAGAAAAGAACUUUAACAGAUUCUUGAGCGCCGUCUCCCCGACGGUGCUCCUGACAACGGAUCUGGCGGCACGGGGUUUGGAUAUUCCUCAGGUUGACCUAGUUGUGCAAAUCGAUGCACCGUCAGACCCCAAGGUAUUCAUUCACCGGAGCGGGAGAGCUGGGCGAGCGGGAAGAAAAGGUCUCGCAGUAGUCAUGCUCCAUCCCGGACGUGAAGAAGACUAUGUGCGAUUUUUGGACAUUCGCAAAACGCCAAUUACUCCAUUGGAAAAGCCAGGGAUUUCGAUAUCAGAAGACGCUGCCACACGUGCUACAAAUCACAUACGUAAAUUGGCCAAAACAGACAGAGCAAUCUACGACAAGGCGCAAAAGGCAUUCGUAAGUUGGGUACGAAGCUACGGCGCGCACCAAGCAACGUCUAUAUUCCGAGUAACCGAUCUCGAUUGGGUAGACUUGGCAAAAGCAUGGGGGUUACUUCGGAUGCCGAGGAUGCCAGAGCUAAAGACCUGGAAGGGCGACAAGAAGCUGGGCAUAGAAAUGGACUGGGACACAUUUGCAUACAAGGAAAAGGCACGAGAGACGGCGAGGAAGGAGGCCAUGGAAGCGGCGAAGAAUGGUGACGUCCCUGAAAAGAAGGACGACAAGAAGCGCAAGAGGAAGAACGAGGCGUGGAGCGCCAAGCACGAAAAGGAGGAACAGCGUGUGGAGAGGCGCGAGAAGAGGCACAAGAAGAAGGAGGCGGAGAGGAAUGCAAACCUGACGGACGAUCAGAGGCUUGAAAAGAUGAAACUAGACGACCUGAUUGAGCAAGUGAGGGAGCAGAAUCGUACAAAGGCCGCGUCGAAGGAUGACGAGUUUGAGGGGUUUGAUGAUUAG